UCCCCACCAUGGCUAUGAGCAGUGACCCUGGAUGUGAGAGGCUGAACCCCUCUGACGAGCAGACCAGUAAUCUCACAGAUAGCAUGGCUGCCAUGACGACAAAAGACUCUGGCGGCUCAGCUACCAACGGCGUGAGGAACGACGGGGCUCAGCAAGACGGGGCUCAGGCAAAGAGGACUCAUCCGAUGCGGCCUCACCUGUCAGGGAGGAAAUUGUCGCUGCAGGAGAGAGGCACUUACCUGUCCUCAGGCCCUGGAAGAGGAUACACACACAUCUCACCUCGAGUGGCUCGCAGGCCCACAGUGGAGUCUAAACGUGUGUCUAUAUCAGACUCUCAGGACUGCAUCCAGUUGAACCAGUAUAAGCUGAAGAGUGAGAUUGGAAAGGGCUCCUACGGUGUGGUCAAACUCGCCUACAACGAGGAUGAUGACAAAAAUUAUGCUAUGAAAGUGGUGUCCAAGAAGAAGUUAAUGAAGCAGUGUGGUUUUCCACGUCGCCCACCCCCAAGAGGACCCAAGGCAGCCCAAGGAGAGCAGCCCAAAAUCUUAGGACCCCUGGAAAGGGUCUACCAAGAGAUUGCCAUCCUUAAAAAACUGGACCAUGUCAACAUUGUAAAGCUGGUGGAGGUGCUGGACGAUCCAGCGGAGGACAACCUUCACAUGGUGUUCGAGCUGAUGCCCAAAGGUCCAGUGAUGGAGGUGCCUGCAGAGAAUCCUUUGUCAGAGGAGCAGGCGAGGUUAUACUUCAGAGACGUCAUCCUGGGAAUCGAGUACUUGCACUACCAGAAGAUUGUCCACCGGGACAUCAAGCCCUCUAACUUGUUACUGGGAGAUGAUGGUCAUGUGAAGAUAGCAGACUUCGGGGUCAGCAACCAGUUUGAGGGCAACGACGCUAUGCUGUCCAGCACAGCUGGCACUCCUGCAUUUAUGGCCCCAGAGACCCUCUCAGACAAGCGCAAGAGCUUCAGUGGAAAAGCGUUGGAUGUUUGGGCCAUGGGAGUCACUCUCUACUGUUUUGUCUUCGGGAAGUGCCCAUUUAUCGACGAGUACAUAUUGGCCCUGCACAAUAAGAUAAGGACAAAGCCUGUGGAUUUCCAAGAAAUACCAAAGAUCAGUGAGGAGCUGAGGACUCUGAUUUUGCGGAUGCUGGAUAAGAACCCAGACACCAGGAUCACCCUCCCUGAGAUCAAGAUGGACCAGUGGGUGACCCAGGGAGGAACUGACCCCUUACCUCUGGAGGAGGAGCACUGCUCUGUGGUGGAGGUGACAGAGGAGGACAUCCAGAACUCAGUCAAGUUUGUUCCCAGUCUCUCUGCAGUGAUCUUGGUUAAAGCCAUGCUGAGAAAGCGCUCCUUCAGUAAUCCCUUUGAGUGCCCGAGUAGGAGAGAGGAGAGGUCCAUGUCUGCACCUGGCAGCCUGCUCAUAAAGGGCAGCACAGGAGAUGGACCCAGAGAAGGAGAGCUGGAGGACCUUCAUGAAGACGAGCCUUCAUGAGUCUUAACAACGCUCCGGUCAGCAGAGCUUUUGUCUUAAACUCCACCACGUCAUCCACAUUUUUUCCUUCAAACCAGUGACACACUACAAGCUUCUCGUUUUACACGCCCAAGAGACGCAAGGUUUUAAAUCACAUAUGUUGCUCAUGUUCAGACUUUUACACUCAGGCCUGUUUUUGUUUUUGCUUCCCGUUGGCCUCAGAGUGACCUCCUUCUCCUUCUCCUUCUCCAAUGUUGAAUUUCUGGGCACCGUGUUUGAUCCACAUCUGCUUAUCUUAACUGCUCAACCCGCUUGCUGUUGUGACUGGCAUCAGUGAACCGAUACAAGGAACUCCACUUGAUUUUAUGGAUCAUUAGAAGUUCAGAUUAAUGUUGCGGGAAAAAAGUGGAGAACAUGUUUUUCAGCUGGCUUUAAACUGAUGCAAAAAACCUCCUUUUCUUUUUUCUUUUUUUUUUGUUUAAACCUGUAUAUGCAUGGUGAAUAGUUACAUCUUCAAACUAUCACAGGAAGGGAAACAAAUGCCAUCUUCAAUAAUCACCACAGACUUCAGCAUGUAAAUGAAACUGUAUUGUCUCUUCAGUGAACUACAGGGCUUUAGAUUUUCUGUUGGACAUUUUAUUAUUGUACAUAGGUGUCUCGGGGUCGAAUCGUUGUUAUCGUCUCACAGUCCUAUUCUCGUGUCUGUGCCAUUUUUAAGCUUUUUUCUUUGUUUUGGAGUCUGUCCUGUGCUGCCUUCACAGUCUUCAGGCCCUGCUGGUUGAACUUCUCUUCUCUUCUGUUGGCGAUGACACACAGAAAGGGCAUCAACAUUGCUUCAACACAUUUCAAAAUGACUUUCUCCUCCUUUCCUGUGCUGUGAUGUGUAAUUAUUUCCAUGUUCGAAGUCAUUUCACGCUUCUUUUUCCCCACUCUGUUAUGAGUUGUUUUUAUAUCCUCUUACACUAUCCCUAUUCCUUUUAUAUCAUACUGUACUGUUUGACGUGAUGUGAAGUCAAUGUGACAGAAAUUGGAGCAUUUCAUUAGUGUAUGCUGUUUGAUGGCGAGGGUGAGCAGA
Molecule: messenger RNA, 2547 nt
Organism: Scomber japonicus (chub mackerel)
Lineage: Eukaryota; Metazoa; Chordata; Actinopteri; Scombriformes; Scombridae
Gene: camkk1a
Product: calcium/calmodulin-dependent protein kinase kinase 1, alpha a
Exons: 15
Coding region: 9-1493 (494 amino acids)
Biological process (GO): activation of protein kinase activity; protein phosphorylation; CAMKK-AMPK signaling cascade
Molecular function (GO): ATP binding; protein kinase activity
Source: RefSeq, a predicted model, not a curated record